AUGAAUGUACCCGAAGACGACGAUUUUCAGGCGUCACUAACUCCACCACCUGAUUAUCAUGAUUCCCAAUCUCCUCCUGAUUACCUACGUACCGUUCCCGCUAAACCUAGCGUGAUUUACGUUCGACCUAGACCAUACUCGGCCUACAGUCCAUUUGUUCGACAGACUGCGCCAAACCCUUCUGAAACAUGUGACACAUUCAGUCAUUGUGGCUCUUCGCCUGCCGCCGUAAGUGACGUUACAAGAUUCGAGCACUAUCUGCAAAAUGACUUGCAAGUGUACCUGUCAAAGAUUUGGUCAGGUUCAAUCAGUUCAAGCAAUUUGCCAGCGGGUUUUAUAUCGCACGCCAAAAACAAAUGUAAUGAUUGGAGUUUAUUUUAUUGUGAAACUUGUAAAGGUACACUAGCGAGUGAAAAUACCCUCAAGACUCUGAACGAAAUCGAAAAGGAAAUAACCGAAAAUGGAUAUGAUGGUUGUCUCAUUUAUUCUGAUCCUACCAAAACACAGACUGCUCGAAGAAGAUCUUCAUCGUCUUUUUCCAAUAUCUGGAGUCGACGAGAAGCAAAUACCGAUGUCAUUGAAUCUACACCUCAAAUCACAUCAAGGUUGUAUCUCAAGUACUGUGAUAAUAAUCACCACAUGACUACCUUACGCUCCACCGCUCAAAAAUUAGACACUUUUCGUAAUGACAUGCUGAGUAGUGGUCGUCCUGAUGCUGAAAAACUUGUCAAGAACGAAAUGGACAGGUGUAAAUUCUCAAGUAAGUAUGUCACUCAGCAAGUCUUGGAUGAAAUGAUUUCUUGUGAAACGAUUCAUCCGGACGCUUAG
Molecule: messenger RNA, 828 nt
Organism: Kwoniella shivajii
Lineage: Eukaryota; Fungi; Basidiomycota; Tremellomycetes; Tremellales; Cryptococcaceae
Exons: 1
Coding region: 1-828 (275 amino acids)
Source: RefSeq, a predicted model, not a curated record